Molecule: messenger RNA, 2503 nt
Organism: Telopea speciosissima
Lineage: Eukaryota; Viridiplantae; Streptophyta; Magnoliopsida; Proteales; Proteaceae
Exons: 1
Coding region: 506-2203 (565 amino acids)
Source: RefSeq, a predicted model, not a curated record
GAGAGAAAAGAUAGGAAAGCUCUCUCCCUUCUUUUAAUUUUUUUUCUUCCUUUUAUGCUUUGGCCUGUUCAUCGCAUCAUUAACAACAAAGGUCAUAGACACAUCGCUUCAAAAUUUGAUUUUUUUUUUCUCUGCAAAUUCCAACUACCCAAUACAGACUGUGAGAGCAGAGACCAAAUUUAGUGGGUUUUUGUGCUUCAGAUCUUGUUCUUGAUGACGAAACACUAUGAAAUCUGAGAUGGGUUUUCUUGUUAUGUUCAGUUGAAAAGCAAUAAAGACGCGAUACGUUUGGAUUUCCGUAUCAGAUUCGGCUUCUCUGAUCUGGGUUUUUUUUCUGUGUUCCUCUACUUCUUCAGCAUUUGGGUGGUUUUGGUGGAAUGAGAUCAAGAAUCCAAGCAUUCUUGCUGGUUUGUGCUUGUUCAUCCGAUUUUAGUUCUCGUUUUGUUUUCUGAUCUAUAUUUCUUCUUCUUCUCGAUUUCCUUGGUUUCUAAGAGUGAAGAAAUCGAUGGAGGAAUAUCAAGAGUUGAAGCAUGUAUGCAAGUUCUGUAGAAAGAGCUUUCCCUGCGGCAGGUCCUUGGGAGGUCACAUGAGGUCACAUGUUACCAUGAAUUCAGCUGAUACAGACGAGAAGCUCAGCAAGAGGAACUCUGCUUCAGCUUCGGCUAAUGGUGGAAGCAAAAAUAGUAACAGCUUUGUGGGCUUCGAAGCUGGUGUUCAUGCUGGUUAUGGUCUCAGAGAGAACCCCAAGAAGACUUGGAGACUUUCGGAUCCGAACGAUGACAUGAUUCGGCAAGACAAAACUUGUAAAGAAUGUGGUAAAGAAUUUCAGUCAUGGAAAGCUCUGUUUGGUCAUAUGAGAUGCCACUCUGAGAAGGAGAAAGAAAGGGUCUCCAACAACAGCUUGGAAGAUGAUUCAUGGACUGGUGAGAACCAGAAAUUGGUCAUGGACAGCCAAUCUGACAACGAAGGUGCUGCUCCCAGGCGUAGGAGAAGAUCGAGAAGAAUGAGGAACAAGACUGCUACAGCUUCAUCUUCUUUCUGUGUCACAAAUGCUACUUCUGUUUUGGAAAUUGAACAAGAACAAGAAGAGGUAGCCAUGUGUUUGAUGAUGUUAUCGAGGGAUGUGGGUCAAUGGGGUGGAUUGGAUUUUGUUGCAGAGUCAUCCGAUACCAAUUCUGUGGUUUUAGAAGCUCGAACUAGAUCGUCAGCUCUGUAUAAGCGAAUUCCUGGAAAAGGAGGUAGAGAUUUAGCUUGUGAUGAUGGGGAUGAAACUCUCCAGAGUCUGAAGAUGAAGAAACCAAGAGACAAGAAGCUAGAAUCCGUAAUUUCUAAUUCUGGGUUCUUUAGGGGUGGCCUCAAGAAGGUUGAAUCCGAAGUUUCUGUUGAUGGGCUUCUCAGAAAUGAUGAAGUUGAAGCUGAAUUGGGGAAGGAUUUUUCCAGUAACAGGAAGAACUACCGUAAGAAGAGUAAAUUGGACUAUUCUGAAGCUGAAUUGGGAAAAGAUUGCAUUGAGGAAUCUGGAAUGGAUCGAACUGAUUCAGAGCUUGGGAAGUAUACUUCAAGCAAGAGAAGCAAAAAUGAAGUUUACUAUACUGAAUUUGGGGGAGAUUCCAGCAAGAAAAUGAGGUAUGAUACUUCACAUUCUGAAAUCUGUAGGGAAACUCAAAGGAGAAGCAGGUUUCAGUGUACUACUUGCAACAAGACUUUCCAUUCUUACCAGGCUCUUGGAGGACACAGAGCCAGCCACAAGAAGGUCAAAGGCUGCUUCACUUCAAGGAUUGAAAGCAGUGAAAACAGCAUUGAAACAGAUGUUUCUCCUGAUCCAACAGCUGAUAGUAAGCUUAAUAAGACUUGCAGCAAUGAGACUCCAAUUGAGGAGCAAGAGCAAGAUGGAGUUGCCAUUGCAGAGACAAGUAAUGGAUCAAAGAAGAGCAAGGGGCAUGAGUGUCCCAUUUGCUUCAAGGUUUUUGCAUCAGGUCAAGCCUUGGGUGGCCACAAGAGAUCCCAUUUAUUAGGUGGCUCUGAAUCUGGAGUCAAUCAGACCAUUGUAAUUCAGAAACAGCUUCCUGAGGUUCGAGAUUUGCUCGAUCUUAACCUCCCUGCUCCUAUCGAAGAAGAAACCAGUGGACACAUGAACUUCAAUCCAUGGUGGGUCAGAAACAACUCAAAGCAUGAACCUCUGGUGGGUCUAAUCUCUAACUGAAAAACCUGAUAAUGGGCUAUUUGUUCCUAUGAAGAUCCAAGAGUGUACAGACUUGUUGGUGGAUAUUAUUUCAUUAAUUCUUUAGAGAUUCAAGAACAUUCUCUACAAAGGUAACAGUUCCAUUUUCUGCUUAAAAAUUUCUAAGUUGCAGUUUUCCUUAGUCCAGCUCUUAAAGAUUUCUUUUUCUCCUCCCUUCCAGUCUUAAUAAAUUUCUAUUGUUGCACAUUUCAGGAUUAUCAAUAACUGUUCAUUUGAAAUUUAAAUACUAUAAUUCAAUUUUAUGUUUCUUCUUACAAUGUA